Molecule: messenger RNA, 4963 nt
Organism: Anolis carolinensis (green anole)
Lineage: Eukaryota; Metazoa; Chordata; Lepidosauria; Squamata; Anolidae
Product: retinol dehydrogenase 12
Exons: 6
Coding region: 1711-2484 (257 amino acids)
Molecular function (GO): oxidoreductase activity
Source: RefSeq, a predicted model, not a curated record
UCACUAACUUUUUUUUUCAAAGGAUAGUUUUUCCUAUUUAUUAAUAGUCAAAUAAUGUAUUAUGAUUCAAUUUCAGUAUUACCUUAAUCGGAAUUACUUUUCUGGAAACUCCCAACAUCUGACUGUAUUUACUUAAGACAGGAUUGGACAAAGCGUUACCUUGGGUCCACACUGCAAUCUCCACCAAGUCUCAAUUUUGGGAAAAGGCAUCUUGUAACUGGUGGUGCUGGUGAUGAAUCUUCCCUAGAAGCCAUCAGGAGGAGCAAUUCACUGUUUCAUAAUGUAGAGUCCCAUACAUUUGACCUUACACAGAUCUCUAUUUUAUAAACCUGAAGUGAGUUUAUGGCCCCUUCUGGAUUUUUUCAUAUUUAUGGCAGUUCAGGCGGCCCACUGGAAUUUCCCAGAGCAGAAAGCUGGUUCUUUCCCUUGUCUACACCUAAUUGAAUUUCUCUUCCUUCAAACUAGGUACACGAGAAGUCUGCACCCAGGGCACUUCUUUCUGUCCCAUUGUUUCUUUGUGCUUGAAAACAGAAGUUUUGCCCUACUUUCCUUAGGCUCAGCAAUUGUCAAUUUUGUAGAAUGGAACAGUGCAGUGUCAAUCAGAACUUGGACAACAAUGUUCAUAAUUCUGGCAUCUUUUAAUAUAACAAAGGAACACUUUUGAUAGAUAAGACAAGCCUCUGUCCUCCACCAUCUUCACUUCCCCCAGCCUGUUUACAUGAUUGUGGCUGUCAUUUUGCAAAGAGAAUAUUCAGAAUAUCAUAUGGUAAUAGAAAAUGUCUUCUCAUUGUGUCAAUCCUUAUGUCGCCAAAAGUUAUACCAUCGCCAACAGUCACAUGGGAUGUGAACCUGCUCAGUAGUCAUGCAAUGGGAACAGAUAAGAGAAGAAGAAAAACCUGUCAGGAUUUGUAAUGAAAACAAAGUAUGUCAUCAUAUCCAGGUUCUAAUUGCAUAGUAAGAAUGAUAAGGCAAAUUUCAGAGGUUGAUGAAACUAGAAUACAAUGCCUGAUGCAACCAUGGUGCAGUGUUGGGAUACCAUGGGUGAUACAAUUGUUAUGAAUAACUUUUCAAUAACUUUAAAGCAUAGGUUCCUUUUAUUGCAAUUUUCCAGUAAGAGAAAAGGUAUCAGGUCUUUUACAGAACAACAACUAGACAUACAGGCAUACGGAUUCUGUGUAACUACAUUGGAUUCACAAACAAUCUACAGUUACACUGGCUAACAAACAAAGAGGAAUUACAUUUUCACUCAGCAUUCACACAAAUAAAAAAUUAUCCAUCCUCAUGCAUACAUCACCAUUUCACCAUUCUUCCUCUGUGAAGAACACCUCUUAGGUCAGACUGCUUCCUUGCAAAUCUGCCAAUGCACCAAAACUUCUAAAAUGCAAAAAUACAUUCUUUCCGUAAGCACAAUGCCAAGAAUCAGAUCCCUGUUUUCCAUACAGCAGAACCUAACUCCCUGCAACAUAAAAUGAGAAAAGGAGGCAAAGUGUCCAGAAUUCUGCUUUCUCUUGCAGAUCUGACACUCUCGAUACACCAUCUCUAUCCUUCCCAUGGAGUAGAGCAGCAGGUGAACAGCUCCAUUAUCUGUGACACUUUUUGGAUUUUAGAAGAUCUCUAAUAUAGCAAUAUUUCUUCUGAUGUUGUCCCAAAGUUGUAAAUGAACAAUUAGUGAUUGGUCAUAUCUAAGAUAAAAGUGGGACAGCUAGCAUAAUGACUGUGGGUGCUAGAGUCAUUCUUGCUUGCAGGGAUAUGGAAAAGGCAGAAGCUGCAGCCAAUGAAAUCCGGACCAAGACAGGGAACCAGCAAGUUAUUGCAAAGAAAUUAGAUUUGGCAGAUACCAAAUCAAUCCGAGAAUUUGCUGAGAAUUUCCUGAAAGAAGAGAAAGAACUUCACAUCCUCAUUAACAAUGCUGGAGUUUUGUUGUGCCCCUACUCCAAGACAGUGGAUGGCUUUGAAAUGCAGUUUGCAGUAAAUCACUUCGGGCCCUUUCUUUUAACAUUUCUACUGAUUGAGCGCAUGAAGGAAUCUGCACCAUCUCGAAUAGUCAACGUGUCCUCCUUGGCUCAUUGUUUAGCGAGGAUUCGCUUCGAGGACCUCCAAGGCGAGAAAAGCUAUCACCGGGGCCUUGCCUACUGCAACAGCAAGCUGGCGAGUAUCCUUUUUACCCGGGAGCUGGCCAGACGACUGCAAGGUACCAGAGUUACAGCCAAUGCUUUGCAUCCAGGCUCUAUUGUCUCUGAACUGGGCCGUCAUCUCACUAUAUUGAUUUUUUUGGGAAAGCUGCUGACCUUCUUUUUGAAGACACCUCAGGAAGGAGCCCAGACCAGUGUCUACUGUGCGGUGGCAGAGGAGCUGGAGUCAGUGAGUGGGAAAUAUUUCAGUGACUGUAAACCAGCCUAUGUAUGGCCUCAAGGAUGUGAUGAUGAAACAGCAAAGAAGCUCUGGGAUGUCAGCUGUGAACUCUUAGGCAUCCAGUGGGACUGAAAUGUGGAUGGCCCUUAUCUUUGGCAGAGCUGAAGGCCAAAUAUCUUAUCCUCACUUAAUACAAAGAAAAACAAAAGUGUUUAAGAAUUUAGAGAUAUAAGGUUGUUUCUGUCUGGAUUUGUGUACAGGAUGCUUGUUUCUAACUGAAGAAUAGCGUCUUUUGCAGUCUAAGGCACAAAGUAAAAAAUGUAUGUGUCUGGUCUUUCUCAUCCAAUGUGGAGAUUUGUUUAGAGAAAUCCGUUUGAGUAUGUUUAAUCAGGAUGGAGAGACCAUUUUUGCUACUUGCAAAACUUCUGUUUCAACCCCAACAUGUCUAUAGGUAGGGAGUAUAUCACAGAAUAAUCACAGGGUGUCUCAAACAUACACCUGCGGAUAAACUCUACAAGAUAGCUGGCAUUGCCCCGCCCCCUGAUGUGCGACAGGUAGUUGCUGCUAACUGUGAGAGAAAUAAGGUUGAACACAGUGAAAGCCAUCCACUGCAUGGCUAUCAGCCUCCUCCCCGUAGCGUCAAAUCAAGGAAAAGCUUCAUGAGAAUCAUCACUACUUUUAACGCUCCUCCAGCAACAGCGAGGGUAUCCCACUGGGCAGCUAAACCAGAAAAUCCCAAAUGCAUGGACCCCCAUGAGGGUCUUUCUCUAGGGGCAAACCAAGAAUGGGCAACUUGGAAGUCCCUGAACAGACUCAGAAGAGGAGUGGGCAGAUCAAAAGACAACCUGGCAAAAUGGCACUACCUAAAAGAAUCCUCCACCUUGUGCAACUAUGGAACACAACAGACAACUUCGCAUCUGUAUGCUUGUCCACAAUGUCCUGCCUCAUGUACAGAGGAAUAAUUGUUUGAGGCUACAGACAAUGCAGUUACUGUUGCCCAUUUUUGGUCAAAAGAUAUUUAGCCGCUUGUGCUCCUAUUUUUAAUCACUUUUAUACUAAUUUAUGCAAUGCUUUUGAUACAAAAUAAAUAAAGUAGCUAUAGCAUUUAUUACAAAAACAAAGCUGGGAUUCUUAAGUCUACAUAUUAGAGUCAUGUGGGCUGUGUCCCCUUACGUCAAGACAUGGAUAAGUUUGUGUGCAUGAUAUAAGCAGGGACACACAGAUCUUAUCCAAUCCCUUUUCUCACAUCUAGAAUUCUGAGAAUUUGCCAAAUUGAGAUAUAAGUGGUAAAUGGCCUUGGAAGACUUAUCUUGAAAAAUAACUAAGAAAUUGAAGAGCUAGAGUAAAAGAUUGCAAAUCCUGUGUUGAUCACUGCAUAUGAUAUUUGUUUGCACUGUUUUUGGUGGCACAGCAGGUUUGAAUCCGGGGAGUGUAGUGAGCUCCUGCUGUCAGCCCCAGCUUCUGCAGUUCGAAAACAUGAAAAUGUGAAUAGGUACAGCUCUGGCGGGAAGGUAACGGCGCUUUCAGUCAUGUUAGCCACAUGACCUUGGAGGUGUCUACGGACAAUGUCGUCUCUUUGGCUUAGAAAUGGAGAUGAGCACCAACCCCCAGAGUCGGACACGACUAGACUUAAUGUCAGGGGAAAACCUUUACCUACUAUACGGCUGAAAGUCCCUCAUGUAUUCGAAUCUACACAUGGAGAAUUUCUGAAUGAAAAAUUUGAGUUGUGUAUGCUCUCUCCCUCUCUCUGAAAGAACAACCAUUUAUAUUCAGUUGUUUUGGACAUACUACACUUUUUUCACUGGAAGAAUCAAAUUAUAGCAUGAUGAAUCGCUCACAGCGUACAAAAGAUUCCUUGAUCAGCACAGAUGCCUCCAGUCUCUGCAAAAACACCCAUGAUAAAAACAAAGUAGAAAAUCCUCCUGUUCCAAGUUAGAUAACUCUGUUCUCUUUAGUCAUUUUCACGGAUGCAGAAAAUCAUGGGCACCUACCAAACUUUUAAGUAAUCAUUCUUUCCAUCAUUCUAUCUUGUUCCUGACCUUAAAGAUUUUUUUCUGUAUUCCACUUUGUAAGAAUAAUCAGGAGAUCUUUGCCUUUGAGCAGGAAUGUGCAGAGCUGGCUCAACAUGUUCAAUACUGCUGACAGGUUUUGCCCCAGGUCUUCAAGAACAGCCCCACACUCUGGGUUGACAUUGAUCAGAUGAGAAAGGUCAUGGGCACCUACCAAAAUGUUAAGCAAUCACCUCAUGCCGGUACUUUUUAAAAAUAGUCUUUCUUUCAAUCAUUCUACACCAUUCUUCCUUCCUCUCUUCUUUCAUAAGAGAACUAUGCUGCAGGCGUCAUCAUAUGUAGAGUAUUACUAAAGAGUUGUUAAGCAAACACAUUCUGAUAGACUGCAGGACUUGAAGGUUAGUCUGUAUUAGACUGAUCAAGUUGAAGCUUGUUUGCUGAUGAAUCCUUGAAUGGGUGAGAAUAUAUCAUUUAAAUAUGUGGACAUAACAGAGUUAGCAAUACUCUCUAAACAAAUAGCAAAUGCCUUCUGUAUUACCAUCUUUGAAAGAACCAACAUGUACAAAAUGCAUAAUGCAAGCUGUUAUUUAUUGGCCCUUUUC